AUGUCUUUGUGCCUGUGCUGCUGUUUGCGUUUACAUUCUUCUUGGUGCAAUUCCGAGUGUUGGGGGGCCAUCACUGAGGAGCACUACUUCGGAUGUGCCCUGGACCGCCACGUGUGGCACAGGCUGGUGCAGACAGGUCUGGUGCUGGCGAUCCUUGGCAUGUUCUACUCUCGCUUCCUGCGAACUUUCAUGCAUCGCUACUACUCCCGGAGCUUGCAUCGUGCCUUUUAUGCUAAGGGGGAGAACUGCACCUGGGCAGACGUCAGGCAGUGUAUCUACUGCCCCAUGCUGCUGGUCAGUGCCACUGUGAAUGACUACAUGCAGUUGGGGGACACCACGCCCUUCAGCUACAUGACCUUCAACCAGCUCUUUGCUGGAGGAUCACGUCUGGGCUACUUCCUGGCAUAUGGGCAGAGGCCCUUGGCCCGCACAGCUGCACUAAGCGGAGGGGCAAUUGACGGCUUCAUCAUGGGGAGGAAGGACGACUCAAUGAGCUUGCGCUUUUGGUUGGAAGGCUUGGGCCUUUUCAUGGGUGAUUUCGUCUCCAUCAGCCGAAAGCCCGGAGAAUGGGUGAGUCUACACAAACACGCAGCAGUGCUUGUCUUCACGGUGGUCUAUGUGCUUUUGCUGGUCGCGAGCUACUUCAGCGGCCCAGAGGCCCGUCCUGGAGACUGCCUCGCUGCAAAGCGGUUCGUGCAGGUGGCAGCGUGGUGGGCGCUGGCAUUUGGCGUUCUCAGCUUCUUUGGAUUCUUCAAAUGUUUAGGGUGGUUGCAGCACUCGCCCCUCAUCCGCACGUUGCAGCAAGCCACCAUGUUCUACUAUCAGUCUCCGCGUCCGCCGCGGAGCGUCUACAUCAGUGAUGGGGGAGUCAUCGAGAACACUGGCAUCCUGGCGCUGAUGCAACGCCGCUGUCGGCGGAUCUUGGCAGUCUACGUCGGUGAGGAAGAGAAGGGCGAGGACCGACAGGACUUUGGUUGCCUGCAGAAGCUGUUGCAGACGAUGCACGACGAGAACAUUGGCUACCUAUACCAUCUACAGGAUCCACGCAAGGGCCCUCUGCAUGCCAUCCGCGAGUGCGCAUGGAACGAGGGCUACUUUCUGGAGCUGGGCAUUUGCUAUUAUGACGAUCGAGGAGCCGGGAAUGCCAACAUCCUGACAGUGGUGCGAAACAAGGUUCCACGUGGGAAGUAUCCCGUUUGGCAGCAUCUCUCUCAAGAAGAGGUGCUCGGCACGGUGGGGCCUGAAAUCGAUGACGCCUUUGAGAUGCAGCAGACUGAGCUUGGUGGCUGCUGUUGCGAUUGCUGCCACAAGACGUGGUGCAACCGCUGCAUGGGUCACUUUCCGGAGCCUCCUACGGCGAAUCAGUUUUUGACUCCCCACAUGUUCAAUGCCCUGUGCAGACUGGGGCGGGCCCUCCUGCCAGUGGGUGUAGUGGCAAGACUGUGA
Molecule: messenger RNA, 1446 nt
Organism: Durusdinium trenchii
Lineage: Eukaryota; Dinophyceae; Suessiales; Symbiodiniaceae
Source: the annotation of a GenBank genome assembly